Molecule: messenger RNA, 489 nt
Organism: Gossypium raimondii (Peruvian cotton)
Lineage: Eukaryota; Viridiplantae; Streptophyta; Magnoliopsida; Malvales; Malvaceae
Exons: 1
Coding region: 1-489 (162 amino acids)
Source: RefSeq, a predicted model, not a curated record
AUGUAUGGUCGUAAGUGUUGUACUCCGCUAUGUUGGGCUGAGUUGGGUGAGCGACAAAUUUUGGGUCCUGAGUUGGUUUUCGAGACUGAAGAUAAGGUUAGACUGAUACAGGAUCGUCUGAAGGUGACUUCUAAUAGACAUAAAUCUUAUAUGGAUCUGAAAAGAAGGGAUAUUGAGUACGCUUUGGAUGACUUCAUAUUCCUUAAGGUGUCUCCGUGGAAGAAAUUUUUGCAGUUCGGUCGUAAGGGCAAGUUAAGCCCUAAGUUCAUUGGGUCGUAUCAGAUUCCGAAGCAUGUGGGACCGAUUGCUUAUCAAUUAGAGCUACCUCUAGAGUUGGACCGUAUCCAUGAUGUGUCUUACAUUUUGAUGUUGAGGCGGUAUCGGUCUAAUCCAUCUCAUGUUGUCUCUGUUGAGGAGAUCGAGGUUAGACCGAACUUUACAUUUGAGGAAGAGUUGGUUCAAAUUCUAGACCGAGAUUUAAGGUGCUGA